Messenger RNA from Enterobius vermicularis (human pinworm), 1605 nucleotides. Lineage: Eukaryota; Metazoa; Nematoda; Chromadorea; Rhabditida; Oxyuridae. The record is from the annotation of a GenBank genome assembly.
AUGAAAGCAAUUGCUGGAUAUGCACCGCUGAAGAAAAUGUGUUCCAACGAUCGAAGCUGUACCAUAAAUGAGGGCCUCGAUUUUGGUUCAGUGUUCGUUAUUGCGCAUGAAAUUGGUCACAGCCUGGGAAUGAGCCACGAUGGUGAGAAUAGUUGUGAUCCAAACUGUUGUGUAAUGUCACGAUCAAUUGGUAGCGGUAAAACUGCAUGGUCUACAUGCAGCGUUGAGGAAAUGAAAUUAUUUGUUUCGGGAUUAGGAACAGGAAGAAAUCCGCCAAACUGUCUAUUAGACGGUACUAUACGACAUACAAAAAGUAUCGCUAUUCAUCCAGGUCAGCAAUUUACUUUGGACGAACAGUGCAUUUUUUUUCAUGGCAACUGUUGGAAACACGAAUUGAAAGAUGGGCAAACUGAAGCAUGGUGUAUGGAGGGUAAAUGUGUUGAAGUUCCUGACCACAUACUGCGAAAAGUUGACGGAGGUUGGAGUUCUUGGAACGAUUCUCCGUAUGGAAAUUGUCUUUCCGGAUGUGUAACCUGUUCAAUCCAAAAUCAGAUUCGUCUGAAACGUUCCUAUCGACAGUGCAGUAAUCCAUAUCGAAAUAACAAAGGUCGAGACUGUAUCGGUGAUUCGGUUCGAGGUAUCGUCUGUAGCAGUGAGAAAUGUAACGGCCCAACACCAGAAGAAUAUGCAACAAGAAAAUGUGCUACCUUUAGAUUGAAAAAUCGUGAUUUGUCGAAAGAACUAACAGGAAAAGGAUAUCAGUUUGAAAAGGCAAUGUGUAAAGUUUGGUGUCUGACUUGGAAAGAACGAAUACGAACUAUUGAAAAUUUUCCGGAUGGAACACCUUGUGGAACAAAUAAAUAUUGUGUUAGAGGAGAAUGCAGGAAGCUAAGCUGUAACGGAAGAGCAGUAGUAGAAUCGGAAGACGAUUGUCCUCUAACAUCGACCACGACUGACAGUUCUUCAGUAAUUAAGGCAACAAUAGUUGAACAUGAAAAUUCACAAAUUUUUGGUGAAUAUGCAAGUAUCUCAAUUAAAUCUCUUCCUAAUUCUACAGUAAUUUUAUCUUCGUGGUCUGAAUGGUCAGAAUGUUCAGUAACAUGUGGAGCUGGAUACGAGGUGCGACGAAGACUUUGCAUAGACUGCAGUCCGAAGAUGCAGCGAAGACGUUGCUUUAAAGACUGUGAAGCACAAUGGAGUGGAUGGGGAGAAUGGAGUUUGUGCGGUGAGACAUGUGGAGUUUCCACGCGAUUUCGAUAUCGCUACUGCGAAGGCCUUGAUUGCCAAGGAAACUCAGUAGAGACCGAGUUAUGCAGGCUACCCCCGUGUACAGUAAGUAGUCUGACUGAUAAAUUCCAAUAUUCUGGACAGUGGUCUGAGUGGACCGUUUAUGGAAAAUGUUCGGUAUCGUGUGGUAAAGGGGUAGUUAAAAAAAGACGAAAAUGCACUGGUAAAGGUAGCUGUAUUGGUCCUCCAGUUGCUUUUGGUAGCUGUGUUAUGCCGCCGUGCUGGUCAAGCAAAAAGGAGAGGCUACAACGAUCGUACAGAAUUAAAAAGUAUUUUAAUAAAGCAGAUAUUGCUUUCAAUGCAGCUAGAACUGUUUAA